Molecule: messenger RNA, 330 nt
Organism: Tetrahymena thermophila SB210
Lineage: Eukaryota; Ciliophora; Oligohymenophorea; Hymenostomatida; Tetrahymenidae
Exons: 2
Source: RefSeq, a predicted model, not a curated record
AUGAGUGAAUUGGACAUUUCCAACAGAAAAGCAUUUAUAAUAAUAAUAAAUAUUGAGACAUUUGUUACAUAAUAGAGUUUUCAUAUAAGUCUCCACUCAUUUAUAUUGAAAUAACAAAUAGCUUCCCCACUAUAUUAUUAAGAACUUAAAAUAUCUUUAGCAAAUGAAAUCGAAUUUUUUCAAAUCUGUUCAUUUCUAAAUAAUAUCUAUUAUAUCGCUGCCUACAGUGAUCACUAUCAUAAUAUGCAUUGUAGGAAUAUUUUUUACACUAAAUAAAGGACUAGAUAUAGUUUCUUAAUACGCAGAUUACAUAUAUUAGCAGCAAAUUGA